AGAAAUUAGAAACUGAGAACAUCUGUCUUAAGAAGGAUUUGGCAUUUAAAGAUUCUCAAGUAAAAGAAUAUGAAACAAUGUUGACUUCUCUGAGAGAGAACAACCGUCAGCAGCAGCAGGGACUCAGGGAGAGCACUGCAAAAUGCCGCUCUCUGGAGGAGCAGCUCCUCUCCCUGCGGCUCAGCGAGGGAGGGAAGGAUUGUCAGCUGAAGGAGCUGGAGUUCUGCAAACGCGCCCUGGAGCAGGAGAUCCAGAGCCUCAAGCUACAGACCUGCUCUAAUCCAACACUACAGGCCACCACGGAUGAGCUCUCCAGCCGUUACGUAGAGAUGAUCAAUAACUUGAGAGAGGAUAAGGACCGUGAGAUCCGCAGUCUGAGGAACCAGCUGUGCCAAUUCCAGCAGGAUAUAUCAAGGAGAGAAGGAAGUAACAGCGACCUGCAAAUGAGGUUGCAUGAACUGACGUCAAUGCUGGAGGAGAAAGAGGCUUUUAUUAAACAACAGCAAGAGGACCUCUUCAGACUGAAGCAUGAGAAGUUAUCAGGCAGCCAGUCCCCUGGUGUAACAGCGAUCAUCACCAAGAAGUACAGAAAUCAGUAUCCUAUCCUGGGUCUCCUGUCUGAUGACUACAAGGUUACAUCCCCUGUCAAUAAAUCACAAACUAUUGUAAUUGAGAGGACUGGCGAGAUAUGGAAACACGAAUGAAAGAAAUCCGUGAGAGCAGCCAAAAGGAGUUCACGACAACUAAAAUUGCUUUCUUUUCUGCUAUGCUGCAUCUGAAAAAGGCUGGGGAGCACAUUAAGGACAUGGAAGCACAAAGAUGACUCCAAACACUGUCUCAUCCUCACCAUAAUGAGCCCUGUUACCCGUGUCUGUAAUCUGCCACUAACAGCUGUGUACAGAUGUUAUUUGUACUUUUUCAUGCACUUACUUUUCGCUCAGGAGAGCUCGGGAUGCCAUGCUUUCGUGGACUUCAGUUUUUCUUGUCACAACCAACAUCUGUUCUUCAGCCAGUCCUGAAGCAAUCUGAAAGACAAACGAAGUCUGAAACCUUUUCCUUUUUGCACUAUUCACCGUAUUUUUCUGUCCUGUCUACUCACACUGAGAAGUGAGAGUGACACAAAUUAAGUCUGAGACACAGCGAUUGGCUGGUUUCAGUUCUAUCUGCUACUGCCUGUUGAAGAUGAAGCAAACUCCAGAAACACCCUUCAAGGGGAACAUUAAAAAUACCUCACUGAAAAUAUCUCACCUUGCAUCUGCCUAUGGAUGAGAAGCUGAAACAGAAAGGAGAAUUACUCCAGAAAAACAAUUCCUCAAAUCCAGCUACUGAAUUGGCAAAUCCCAGACUUACCUAGUUCAGGGAAAUGAUUGGGCACAUGCUAAUUUUGAAGAGUGUGAUUGACCUCAGAGCUGAUGUAUUUUCAGCUGAACCUUUAUAUGCCCCCAGACCAGCCACAGGUAUUUAUUUGCUGUGCUUGAAAAUUUUAAGAACUUGGUAUAUUUUUAUAUAGAAUGAAAAUAGCUCAUAGACUGAAUUUCAUUAUCAGAUGACCUGCCAUUUACAGUUUUUGCUCAUCACAGGACCACAGAAAUUCUCUCAAAAUUAUUUGAUAUUAAUAAUUAAGUAGUUGUCUAAGCAAUACAGUGCAGAGAAUCACAGGGGACAUUUUUAACUAUGCAAUCAAAAGGUGCUGGCUUUUUACUAGGGGGUUCUUGCUUUGCUUUAUUUCUGCAGACAUGUAUUUCUAUUCACAAGUAAUAUAUAUCAUAGACAAUGUUUAACGGUGAAAGAAUGUACGCUAUGUGUAGCUAUGAAAUAAACCUAAAUGGAACUUUCU
Molecule: messenger RNA, 1837 nt
Organism: Calidris pugnax (ruff)
Lineage: Eukaryota; Metazoa; Chordata; Aves; Charadriiformes; Scolopacidae
Product: protein POF1B-like
Exons: 7
Coding region: 78-704 (208 amino acids)
Biological process (GO): bicellular tight junction assembly; epithelial cell morphogenesis; actin filament organization
Cellular component (GO): actin filament; adherens junction; bicellular tight junction
Molecular function (GO): actin filament binding
Source: RefSeq, a predicted model, not a curated record